Drosophila sechellia is the source of this 1511-nucleotide messenger RNA. Its product is annotated as osteopetrosis-associated transmembrane protein 1. The record is from RefSeq and is a predicted model, not a curated record. NCBI's taxonomy places the organism in Eukaryota, Metazoa, Arthropoda, Insecta, Diptera, Drosophilidae. Gene Ontology annotation, cellular component: cytosol. Bases 340 to 1347 code for a protein of 335 amino acids. The transcript is spliced from 5 exons.
UCAAACUAAUCGCUGUUGUUUUGUUUAUAAAUUACACAGAAUAAUUGCUUCUGUUGCAAGUGGACAACUAUUUGGUGUGCCAGUAACUAUUGAUGGAUUAUUACUCCAGCAGAUAGUCAAGUGCAAUACAAAUAUAUACGAAUUUAUAAAAGAAUUUGUUAAAUUGUGAUAUUGUUUGGUGUGCAGAAGAAAGAAUAUAUUUCAUAGAAGAACUUGGGUGUGCGAAAAACGAGCACCCGUAUCAAUAACCCGAAGCACCAGGGGAUUCGCCGGCUUUCCGCCCUCCUGGUUUCCUCCGCCAUCUCCUUCGAGCAAGCGAAGAGCAAAGCACACGAAAAGAUGCGGAGGUACAUUGCAUUCUUGGGGCUUAUCCUAACCCUAUGUGGACAGUUUAACCUGCUGCUGGCCGGGAAUAAACAUUCCUGCGAGAAAUUGCUCGCCGAACUUGGCGAUGCACAGAGCAAGUUCAUCUACUGCGCCACCACGAAAUCAGUGCCCGUGAAUUUGUGUGAGGGCUGCGUCGAUCUCUACCACAAUCUCACCAAGGAUUACGGAAACCUAAUUGCGAAUGACACCUGCGCCAAGCGUUAUUUGAACUCGGACAGGAUCAAUAUAGUGGCAAACACCCAAGGAAUCCUCACCAGCCUGUGGCAAAAGGCCAACUGCGAAAAUUGCUUCAGGGAUAAUUUUUGGAUUGUAUACAACGAUAGCUCAACACAGUUGCAAACUUGCUUGCAAUCUGCUAGUCCGGAUUUAGUUUGCUUCAAGUGCAAAAACGAUUACGUUAAUCUAAAUGACUUCUACCUUAGCAUGGAAAAGAAAGUCGGUGGAAGUGUGUGCUUUGAUCUGCAGGACAAUAUGAACCGCACUCGUCUGAAUUGGUCGAAAACGCUGAAAUGCUGUCAACGGGAGAUGAAGCUGACCAACUUCCUCAUCGCCGUUGGGGUAGUAGUCCUGCUGCCCAUUUUCACAUUCUAUAUCACGGCAAUUGUAGUGACCAGGCGGCGGGAGGCCAAUCAUGGCUUACUCAAUGAGCAGGAGCCUGAACUGGACGCGCCCUCCACGUCGACGCUUAUCACGGCUGCUGUGCUGUCCACUUCAGUAGAAGAUCCUGUUGCAAUCUCCGCCCGAACAGAAAAGAUCGCCAAUGUAUUCAGCGGAGCUGGACCUCACCUGUUGGACGAGUCCAGUAAUGAAGAAACUCCUCGUAGUAAAAAGGUUGCUCACACUCACCUGUUGGACUUGUCCAGUGAUGAAGAAGCUCCUAGAGGGAAAAAGGUUGCUCACAGUCGCGAAUCCGACUACUCCAGUGACGAUGAGCCUCUUGUAAAGCCCAAACGAGCGUAACAAGACCAGGUGGAGUGUCCAUUAGGAGAACCAUCGAUAUCAGCGUAAGAAGUAUGUUUUUAAAUUUAAACAAUCUAAGGAAGCAAAGCUCAACAAUUUGGAAUUUCAUUAGCUAAUAUGCCCUCUAAAACUAUAUAUUGCCUUGUGUCUAACCAAAAACAAAA